This is a messenger RNA of Trematosphaeria pertusa, 810 nucleotides long. Its product is annotated as thiamine pyrophosphokinase-like protein 1. Gene Ontology annotation, molecular function: thiamine diphosphokinase activity; thiamine binding; ATP binding. Gene Ontology annotation, biological process: thiamine metabolic process; thiamine diphosphate biosynthetic process. Bases 1 to 810 code for a protein of 269 amino acids. The record is from RefSeq and is a predicted model, not a curated record. The transcript has 2 exons. Lineage: Eukaryota; Fungi; Ascomycota; Dothideomycetes; Pleosporales; Trematosphaeriaceae.
AUGAGCAUGGCUGAAACGAGGGAAUACAACCCUACACUAUUCCUUGCGGAGGGCGUUGGCCCAGACACUGUUACUCCCCCAGACCUUCUCAUCCUGAACCAGCCAAUCACGGAUUUCUCUGUCUUCUCGCGCCUUUGGAGACACACCAAUUAUCGCAUUUGUGCCGAUGGCGGCGCUAACCGACUGUACGACAUGUUUGAUAACGGAGUAGCAGCAGCGCGUAGGGACGAUUAUCUGCCAGAUACUAUCCACGGAGACCUCGAUUCGCUGCGUGACGACGUGCGAGACUACUAUGCAGGUCAUGGUGUCGAAAUAUCCCAGGACCACGACCAGUAUAGCACUGACUUUGGGAAGACUAUGCAGAAGAUCUCCUCAAAGCAUCCGUCUAAUCGUCAACGGGAGAUUCUGGUACUGGGUACAUUGGGAGGAAGAGUAGACCAAGGCCUUGGACUACUUCAUGAAAUUAUUCGGGAAGAGAACAGGGACCCGAGGUUGCGCCUAUGGCUGUUCUCAGAACGCAGCCUGUCCUUCAUCUUGAGAGCUACUCGCAAUGUUAUCCGUGGAACGUCGCCAAACGGGCUGUUCACCGAGAACGUUGGGAUCGUACCAAUCUAUGGCCCAGCAGUGAUCACCACUUCGGGGUUAGAGUGGGACGUCAAGGAUUGGCCGACGCAGAUGGGCUACCAGGUCAGUACGAGCAAUCAUGCCAAAGAGGAAGAGAUAAUUGUGCAAACAAACGCGCCGGUUCUCUUCACGAUCGAAAGAAAAGAGCUGCCGCUGGCAGGCAGACUCAGGAAACGAAGCACGUAA